Branchiostoma floridae (Florida lancelet) is the source of this 3033-nucleotide messenger RNA. Its product is annotated as hemicentin-2-like. The coding region runs from base 772 to 2301 and encodes 509 amino acids. Gene Ontology annotation, biological process: cell-cell adhesion. The record is from RefSeq and is a predicted model, not a curated record. The transcript is spliced from 13 exons. NCBI's taxonomy places the organism in Eukaryota, Metazoa, Chordata, Leptocardii, Amphioxiformes, Branchiostomatidae. Gene Ontology annotation, molecular function: cell adhesion molecule binding. Gene Ontology annotation, cellular component: cell-cell junction.
UAAUUUCCCACGCGUUCACCAGGGAAGUACGAAUCUGGCAUUGACAGAUGAAAUCCAAUCGCUCUGUGUGACCCCCAUAGCUCCAUUUCGCUUUCUUAUCAUUAAUGUGUAAUAGAACGGACCUUCCCAACGCACGUGAAACCCAGGUUAGGGCUUGUAUAUGUUUUAUCUCAUCUCUGGAUUCGUGCCUAUUUCACUUGUUUAAUACAUACAUGUGUCCUCCGACCUAGUUUCCAAUGCGUGAAAUAUAGCGGACCUAAUAUGGUUAUCCCCUCGCACGGGCUCCUUUUAUACUCUGAUAUAUUGACAGGCUCGUUUGCUCCUUUUCUCCCCACGGAGAGAGAGCCAUAACAAUGUAGCGCCGCUCUGCGCUGGAGUGGCCGUGCAGUUACCUUAAUUGGCUAUUUCUGCUCUACGGUCCGGAGAAACAGGCUGCGUCGUUACGCGAGGGGAUCUGCUUCAGUUCUGCAGUUAGAGCAGCUCGUUCGGUUGCAGUGUGUGUGGCGUCGGUCCAACACCAGAGAGCUACAGCUAGGGAUAGUUCAUUCUAACAACAGGCAUUUCCUUCCAUCUCUGAGAGCGACAGGGCGGUCCAAGAUGGAGCUAGUCAGCGAUCGCUAACAUAACAGUCAUCAGUGAGCCUAUUUUGCAGUCAUCGGGACCAGGGUGGCAAGUUGUACAAGGCGGUGGAGAGUCGUACCUGGCAACAAAGGGAAGACAGCAACAUAUCUGAAAGUCGAUCGUCUGACAUCCAACCUCCUCAGUGAUACGAUGGACAAAGUACCAGCCGUUCUCGUUGCCGUGAUCACCUUCAUGUGUGCUGAAGCCGCGACAGUGAAGCCCAGCACGCCAACUAUCAUCACCGUGCGGGGAAUGGAGGGCGACUCGGUCACCCUGCCGGCCUACUUCCGCAAGGACUACCGCCUCUUCGCGCUGACGUGGAACAAGCUGUCCGGGGGGAUGUACGGCACCAGGAGGGCUGUCUACAUGUUCUCUCCGGCAACCAACUCAACCAUGUCCUUUGGGCCGCUAGAGAACAGAGCUUUCUUGACCAAGGACCGCUCCCUGACCAUCGUGAACGCAGGGACCAAAGACGAGGGGCUGUACGUUCUGACGAGUCUGCUGGACGUCGUUGGACAGGAAGAGCACUAUGUUCUCCUGGAGAUGCAUGCUCCGCCCCAAGUACAAAUAGGCGUGCCAAGCCCUUUACAGAUUGUCGAGGCUACGUCACUGACCCUGAACUGCACAGUCGACCAACCAGGAGCACUGAUACAGCCGCUCUUCUGGAGGAAAGAUGACGUCAUCGUUGACACAUUCCAUGUAGUGUCUGAACAGGAGAGUAACCAGUCGUACAUGUCUACCCUGUUCCUGGCGUCAGUCAGCAGGGCCCAGUCUGGCAACUACUCGUGUGUGGCCAAACACAUCGGCGGGGAGGAGACAGACAGUGUGUUCCUGGAAGUCACAUAUCCGGCAAAAAUCAUCAACAUCUCUGAGGCCAACGUCGUUCUUCAAGGUGAAGACGUCAUCCUAAGAUGUCUUGCCGAAGGAAACCCCGUUCCAAGUCUGAGCUGGCUAAGAACUGGAGAUCCAGACCCACUAAGAUCCAUCGUGCAGACGGUUUACACCGGCAGCCGGACGCUGAAGAUGGCGCGGUCCCAGGCUAACGGCAGCGGGGAGUACACCUGUGUGGCGGCUAACGGCGUGGGGAAGCCGCACCACGAGUCGGUCCUGGUGUCCCUGUCGGUGGUAAACGCCGUCACCAAGCUGGAGUCAAAAACAGACGUAGGCCUGGGUCUCAUGUCCGGCAGUAAGCUGUACACUAUCCUGGUGAUAGCCGGCAGCGUGGCCGCGGCUAUCUGCCUGCUGGUGGUCCUGCUGCUCCUGGCCUUCCUGCUGUGCAGACGGGGGAAGACGUCGAGUCGGAGGCACUCCGACGUGCAGAUGAACAACAUGGCGACGGCCACGCACAACGGCAGGGUCAACGGGGACAAACCUGACGUGAGACCGCACAGAACGUCCAGCGACAAAGGAACACCUGCAGCGGAGAGAAGAUUCGCCAAAGUGUCCACACCGUACGAGUCUGACCAGUGUGGCUUCCUGACCCUCCAGGUGAACGACAUCGUGGAGGUGCUCAGAACAGACAACUCGGGUUGGUGGUACGGCUACCACAGAGGCAAGCUGGGCGCCUUCCCGGCAGCAUGUGUGGAAAUGCUGACGCUAUCCAAAUCGUCCAGUCAGAAGAAACUCUCUGCAUCAAGCGAGACAAAUUUGAUUUCUGACAAACGGACAGUCACGUCCUGAAGAGCUUGAUAAGAUGUACAUACUUCAGGCAUUCUGCCAGCAGAGACUCAAACACAGCUCAAAGCAUUCUGCGCAUGCCCCAACGAUGGUGCCUUCCUGGAAUCGUGCCUCCGGAGAAACGUACGACAUUUAGACCAGAGCGGACGCCAGGCUGACGUGCCGGGGAGACUGUGGAUACUGGGGACGGCCGCGGCUGCGUGCUUCCGUUAAAGACGGGACCUGAUUAGGUCCAUGAAUGUGGCAAACAGGAUUUUCUGAAGGAUAGAGACCAUCUAUGGCGAUCUCAACACCUGAAAGCCCGCCGUAUUUGAGUGGACAAAGCUUGACUGAUAUGUGUUGGGUCAGAGUAGAAGUACAAUUGGAACCUUGUCGUCCUGGGCCAUACAGAUCUCGAUAGCUACAGGUUCGGAUGAUCCUCGUCACAUUCUGAAGACGGAGGUAGACACCAGGCAACCUUCUUCAUUGGUUAACAGAAAGGACAAUACGUGUGACGUCAUGAGUGAGGGAGGCACAAUUGUGAUGCGUCAUGACAUUGGCAAGCCGUGUGUACUGGAGGUCCAAGUGCUAGCGUCCGUUGCAUUCGUCCGUACAGUAACUAAUUGCUCUUCUGGGAAAGUGAUUAUUCUGGUGUAAGCAGCAGACAUCUUAUUCAGGAACAAAUGCUUGCCCAGUUUGAUACAGUAUUCAAGGUCUACGGAUUCAGGCAUGUAUCAAACCCCUUAUAUGUGCAAG